Messenger RNA from Scheffersomyces stipitis CBS 6054, 3192 nucleotides. RefSeq lists its product as uncharacterized. Lineage: Eukaryota; Fungi; Ascomycota; Pichiomycetes; Serinales; Debaryomycetaceae. Bases 1 to 3192 code for a protein of 1063 amino acids. Gene Ontology annotation, biological process: endosomal vesicle fusion; vesicle-mediated transport; autophagy. The transcript has a single exon. The record is from RefSeq and is a predicted model, not a curated record. Gene Ontology annotation, cellular component: fungal-type vacuole membrane; cytoplasm. Gene Ontology annotation, molecular function: protein binding.
AUGAACGUCGAUAUCAUCGAGCCGUUCAACCGGAUCCAUUUCACCGGCUCUCCGCGGGUUUCGGCAGUCCAUUACUACCACAAUCGACUAUUCAUGGGGUUCAACAAUGGAGAUCUUCAAGUUUAUUCCAGCUUAACCAGCCAGAGCCAAAAGCCGCUAUAUCCAGCGGCAAAGACGUUGAAGACGCUCAAAUCGUUCAACGACAUUAAGUUCUUGUUCCACGACAAUUCGCAGCUGCAGCAGUUUGAACUAGACCUGGCUUUUUCCAACUUGUCGCAAGACUCUUCUGCCAUAGACAGCAUCAAAUGUAUUCCCAUAUCCAAUGAAUCGAACAAAACAAUAUUGGUGAUAACUACAGCUGAGUGUGUACGAGCUUAUGAAUUAAUUGGAUCACAUAUCAAUCUCGUCCAGGAGUUGGACGAUACCAAGAGUUGUAGCGACUGCUUGUAUACUGAAUAUGACGAGCAUCGUCUCUUUCUCGUAGGCACCAAAAAGAAACUUAUUGCAUUCAAGAUCGUCAAUAAGACAAGAAAUAUCCUCAUAUUCCAGAAGGUGAAAGAAAUAUCUCUUAAGGAUAGAGUUAAAACAAUUGCUUUGAUUCCAGGCUCUGGGUCCAAGAUUUUGUUAAGUCUAGCCAGUGACUUCGUAAUUGUAGAUAUCGCGAAAGACUUCCUGAUAAUAGCUCUCGCUAUCGACGACCCAACUUUGUACAAUUUCAACCAUUCUACUUCAUUUAGCUACUUUGGACUAUCAUCUUCAGGUCCAGCAGCAUGGACAAUAAAAUUGUCGGAAGACAAGUUGUUGCUUGUGAAAGAUACCCAAUGCGUGGAGUACACCAUUUCCAGCCAAGUGAUAAGACCCUCUGCUAUAAAAUUAACUGCAGUUCCCAUAUUUGUAGACUUCAUUGAACCCAUGUACAUCAUGGUAGUCUAUGGCAAGAGAAUAGAGAUAGUGGAUUAUGUAAAUGGUGAUCGUAUCCAGAUUUUUAACCACCAGAUCAACUCCAAUCUGAUCUAUGCUUGCCACGAAGACAGAACAAUUUUUCUCGGUUCAGGAUCCGAUAUUCUUCAAUUUAAUGUCCUUGAAUACAAGAAGCAAAUAGAACAGUAUCUCAAUAUAAGUGGAAAGGGCUCAUCAUUGGGAAACAUCAAGGACCCCAACAACGAUCUCAGGAUAAUUGGCCUCGACAAAGCAAUUUCUCUUGUCUCGAAAUUAGAUACCAAAUGUCCCUUUUUUUACAACAAGGAAGUAUCAAAUGAGAAGAAGAAAUAUUUGGAAUUGAGGGACUUGUACAAAUCCAAGGCCGUUCUUCUUUUUGAGUCGUAUUCCAAGUACCAUGAAUCUUUGGUCGACAUUUGCUCCGAUUGGAUGAUAGCUUAUCCGGACGUAUUGGAGUUAUUUCCUGACUUUUUGAACGGAGACUCCAAGAUUCGAAGUGUACUUCUGAACGAUGCAGAUGAAACCAAGAGUAUACGAUCUACACAUAAUGUUGUCAAACGAGUAUCGAAAGAAGAUAUUCAAACACUUAGAUUUGCAACUACAGCAGAGUCAGGUACAGAAAAUGAAGCUGACAGACGUACCAUGUCUAGCAGAGCUACUAGUCCACAAAAAGUACCCAAUAGAUUACAGGGUUAUGCAAAAUCGCAAAACAUGAGGAAAUUCAGUAAAGCAGUGAAUAACCUUAUCAUAUAUUUAACUGAUCAGAGAAGAAUCCACAUGAGUUUUCUAAAUGGAGAUAACAUUCAGUGGAAAGGAAUCGAAAUCUCCCCUCUUGAUAUAUAUCCUAAUUUGAGCAAGGAAGACUUGAAAAACAAAUUACAUCAAGCAGCUACAACUAUUGACACAUCGUUGUUUCUAUGCUAUUUCCAUACAAAGCCAAUGUUGUUGGGCCCAUUAUUGAGACUUCCUAACAAUCAUUGUAAUGCCAGUGUGGUCAACGAAUGCCUUAUGAGCAACAUUCAUAAUCAUGUUCAACAAAGAGAACUACAACAGCCCAACUUUAUAAAAGAAUUGCUUGAUUUUUACUUCACAAGAGGCUUGCACAAGGAUGCAUUAGAAAUGUUGUACAGGCUUUCGCAUAAUGACGAAGAAGAAGAGACGCACUCUAAUGAUGACGAUAAUGCAUUUGAUGAUUUUCUAAAGGGCCCCGAUCUCACGAUCCAAUACUUGAAAAAAAUGACAAACCAAGACUUGGAUCUCGUGUUUCAAUUUUCGUAUUGGGUUAUAGUAGAAGAAACGGAUUUCCACAGAAGUGUUGAGAAAAUUAGGUUGAUAUUUAUGAACGACUCUUAUGAAUGUGAGAACUACGACAACUUCAAGGUGUUGAACUAUUUUACUCAGGUCCUUAAGAAUGAUGCAUUUGGAAUAAUAUAUUUGGAAUGGCUAAACUUCGAAAGUGAUUUGGUUGAUCACUUAUCCAGAAAAAAGACACUUGGAAAGUUCCACACAAAACUUUGUUUGUUGUACUUGAAGCAAUUAAAGGAAGUCAAAGAUGAGUAUGAUUUAGAUUCAUUCACAAAGAUCGAGUACUACGUCAAGUUGUACAAUUUCCUUGGUUCUACAAGCUUGUAUGAGCCUUGGACUGUAUUGAAAAGCAUUCCGACCACCGAAGAUAAAUUCUUGAGGUUCACCAUUUUUAUUUACAAAAGGUUAGGAGAACAUGAUAAAUCAAUUGAUGUUCUUUUCAACCAGCUUAAUGAUUUGGAUGCAGCAAUGCAAUAUUGUUGUGAUAUCUAUCAAUUGCCAAAUAGUCAGAAUAUUGGCGAACAAUUAUUGCAUAAACUCUUGGAAGACUUGCUUAUGAACUAUCAUGAAAAUGUUGAAUCGAUCGAGAAGCUUUUGACUCUACAGGGAUCGAAGAUGUCUAUCUUAAGAGUGAUGACAGCUUUGCCUAACUCAUUUCCUUUGCAUCGUCUUGAGAAGUUCCUUACUAGUCAUAUGCGAGGGUCUCAGGAAACUCUACAUGAUGCACGUAUAGCUUCUCAGUUGUACAAGGUGGGAAGCAUUAAGUUGCAAGAUAGGAUCUGGAAAAUUCAAAGUCAAGAAUAUCCUAUUGCCUCCGGUAAACAGCUCUGUACCAUCUGCAACAAGAGGUUGGGCUAUAGUGUAUUUAGCGUAGGAAAGGAUAACCAGAUUGUACAUUAUGGAUGUGCACAGCGAGCCUUGAAACCGGCUCGUGGCUCGAGUCCAUGA